AUGUUGCCAAGGAGAAUAAAAUUUCAGCUCUCUGUGAACAACAAACCCCCCAGCUCCGAGGGGCAAGGGGAGAAGAAGGACAAUGCCACAGCUCCACCAGCUCCUCCGACCUAUGAGGAGGCAACAGCAGGAGAAGGGAUGAAGUCUGGAGCUUACCCACCUCCCCCAUCAGUCCCACUCCACCCCAGCUGGGCUUAUGUCGACCCCAGCACCAGCCCCAGCUAUGGCAGCAGUGGGUACCCAGGGGACACAGAGAUGCUCACAACCUUCAGCUGGGAUGACAGGAACGUGCGCAGAGUGUUCAUCAGGAAGGUUUAUACCAUCCUGAUGGUCCAGCUUUUGGUCACUGUUGUUAUUGUGGCUUUCUUCACCUUCUGUGAGCCAGUCAAGGGCUACAUCCAGACACACUCUGCCUGGUACUGGGCUUCCUAUGCUGUUUUCUUUGUGACCUACUUGAUUCUUGCUUGCUGCUCCGGCCCCAGGAGGUAUUUCCCAUGGAACCUGAUCCUGCUGAGCAUCUUUACACUCUCCAUGGCUUAUCUCACUGUGAUGCUCUCCAGUUACUACAACACCAAAUCGGUCCUUCUGUGCCUGGGGAUCACAGCUCUGGUGUGUCUGUCUGUCAUCAUCUUCAGCUUCCAGACCAAGUUUGACUUCACCUCCUACCAGGGCGUCCUCUUCGUGAUGCUCAUGGUGCUCUUCUUUGGUGGCAUCAUCCUGACAGUGAUCCUGCCCUACCAAUAUGUCCCCUGGCUCCAUGCCAUCUAUGCCCUGCUUGGUGCCAUCAUCUUCACCAUGUUCCUGGCACUUGACACCCAGAUGCUGAUGGGGAGCCGCCGGUACUCGCUGAGCCCGGAGGAAUACAUCUUUGGAGCCCUCAAUAUCUACCUGGACAUCAUCUACAUCUUCUCCUUCUUUCUCCAGUUCUUUGGCUCCAGCCAGGAGUGA
Messenger RNA from Chaetura pelagica (chimney swift), 948 nucleotides. It is a transcript of the gene FAIM2, whose product is annotated as Fas apoptotic inhibitory molecule 2. The transcript is spliced from 12 exons. Bases 1 to 948 code for a protein of 315 amino acids. Gene Ontology annotation, biological process: negative regulation of apoptotic signaling pathway. NCBI's taxonomy places the organism in Eukaryota, Metazoa, Chordata, Aves, Apodiformes, Apodidae. The record is from RefSeq and is a predicted model, not a curated record. Gene Ontology annotation, cellular component: Golgi apparatus; membrane; endoplasmic reticulum.